UCGACCUACAAAUGCUGACUAUAACACAGAGUUAUUAGUUGACGAUUUAGGAUGUAUAUAUCAGAAAUCGCUGGCAAGGAAGGAACUCUUUGAGGCAUUGGGGGGGGAACCUGUAGGGAUGCUGCAUACGACUACAGCAGUAGAUGCUCCAGACAUACAAUAUUGCGGACGGGCUAGGAGCAUCUUAGAGUACUUGUUACUCUUCUACUCUACGCAGUACAUACAGAACAUUCAAAAACCAUGUUGAGAUCGACACGUUUCAUGGUACCCAUGACUUACUCCGUUUUUUCGUUCUUCUUUUAUGGCCAACAACCCCCCAGCCACAAUGAGACCUCGCGCCUCGCUUCCACCAAAAAUUGCUUCGGAACGACCUGUUGCCGAUGCGGUGUGGGAUACCCAACUCCUAGUGCGAACGCACCUCGACCAACUCCCCUCUCACCCUGCUUACUACCCUACCUCCCGGCCCUAGAUCCCGUGUCUAGCUAUUCUUGAUCAAUGGAAAUGGAGAGAUAUGCCCCCGUCAUUAUGCGCUGUCCAAGCUCACAUUCCCAAUUCCUCGAUCCAUAGUGGACGCAGAGGUUUCAUCUUCAUCUUGACUAUCUAUCAUCCCCUUUCCCUCUCCGUCCGAGUCUCUCUGCAUAAAUCCCCUCCUAAGAAUCUCGGGGAAUUUACUUUGAUCCACACUCACCGACUGAACGGCGCGCCCCACUUCCCGAGCGACUACAACUAAAGCUCACCAGUCCCGCCAGGACCCGUGCCUCCAGAUCAGACUGAACAAACGGCUGUGUGGCCGAAGAACGCCGCCAUGGUCUCCCUCCUGGUGAUGCUAGCUGCGCUGCCCCUUUACUGGGCCUUCUCAAAAUUCACACGCUUCUGCCGUAAUCUGAAGGACGCAAAGAGCACCGGUCUGCCAUAUGUCAUUCAACCCAUCUACCCUAUCACUCUGUUUUGGAUAAUAAGUGGUAAAUUAUGGUUAAAACUGAUCAACAAGACAUGGCCAGACAAGUGGCACAAGAGCUGGUCCAAAUUCCUUUCCCCAGACUGGUCGUGGAAUGAACUGUACGAGGACCCUCGUGAGCUGGGCGCGGACACCUUCAUCACUGUCUCGCCCGUCAACAACAUGCUCUGGUCCGCCGAUUCCGAUGUCAUCCACCAGAUAACUACACGCCAGGCCGCCUUCCCCAAGCCCAUCAAGAGCUAUAAGGUCCUUGACAUCUACGGCCGCAACGUCGUCACCACCGAGGGCCCAGAGUGGCGCAUGCACCGCAAGGCCACGGCGCCCGGGUUCAACGAAAAGAACAACUCGCUUGUCUUCACGGAGUCGGUGGCGCAGGCACAGGGCAUGAUCAGGAAAUGGAUGGACGGCAACGAAAAGAGUAGUCGUACGCUGAACGAUAUCCCGGCUGAUUGUAUGCGCGUGGCGUUGCACAUUAUCAGCGCUAUGGGGUUUGGUGUUAGGUUGCUGUGGCCGGGAGAUGCAUUCAGCACCGGAGACAAGGACUCGGGGCUAAUUCAUAUGGGUGAUAAGCCUUUGGGGGAGCAUACGAUGAGCUUUGAGAAGGCACUAUCUACUGUUCUGGAUGACAUAUUCAUUCUAAUGUUGACGCCGAGGUGGCUUUUGAAAAUCGCGCCAGUGAAGAGGGCGAAGCGGGCUUGGGAAUCAUACAAGAACUGGAAGCUGUACAUGGAGGAACUCCUCGAGAGGAAAGUGGAAGCUGAGCUCGCGGGCGAGAAAACGCUAGGCAUGGAUAUCAUGGGCGCAUUAGUCAAGAGCGCGGCCGACGCAGACCGACCCGACCAAAAGAAGGCGCCAGGCCAACUGGAAUCGAACAAGGACAAGCGAGGCCUCACCGACGAGAACAUCAUCGGCAACUCCUUCGUCAUGCUCCUCGCCGGCCACGAGACCACCGCCAACACCAUCCACUUCUCCCUAAUGGAGCUCGCCAUGGCCCCGAGCUCGCAGCGCAACCUCCAGAAGGAAGUUCGCACCAUCUUCGGCGACUCGGACCCGAAGACGUGGGACUACGCUUACAGCGUCAAUAACCUGCUCGGUGGAAUGGUGGGCGCCACCAUGAACGAGAUGCUGCGCCUAAUGCCGCCGGUUACUAAUAUCCCGAAGUCGGUCAGUGCCAAUCAGGACCAGACGAUUGUGGUGGAUGGGCAGAAACACACGUUGCCGAAGGGACUGUACAUCAACUUCAACGUCGUCGGCGCCCAUCGCCACCCAAAAUGCUGGCCUAGCAGGGGUGUGUCAAAGGUAAGUGGCAAGUCGGACGACCUGGAUGAUUUCAUCCCAGAGAGAUGGCUCAGAAAGGACGCGGCAAAUCAUAUCGAAGAGGACUCGGAAGAGGAGGGUUUUGGCGGCUUCACGGGCAAGACGUCGUCUGCGCAGCUCUUCCGCCCCCCGCGCGGCGCUUUCUUGCCCUUCUCUGACGGGCCGCGGUCGUGUCUCGGGCGCCGCCUGGCGCAGGUCGAGUUGAUCGCCCUGUUGGCUGUCAUCUUCCAGAAGUACUCCAUCGAGCUCGCCGUUGAUGAGUGGGCGACCGAUGAGGAGGUGGCUAAGAUGGGCGUGCCGGACAAGCUGGAGGUGUAUGCCAAGGCGGCGAAGAAGGCGAGGGAGAUUAUUAGGACGGCAUCGUCGAUGAUUACGUUGAAGUUGAAUUUUGGACAGACUUAUAUCCCGGCAAGGCUGGUGAAGAAGGGGGAGGAGCGAUUUAUUCGGUAUAUUGAGUAAGCUAUCUAGUGGACUACGUGGGAUGGAAGUUGGUAUGGCAUAGGUAUUAGUUGCUGUAUACUUAAAUGAUGAAUGGUGGGAAUAAAUACGAAUAUUAAAACAC
This is a messenger RNA of Pseudogymnoascus destructans, 2837 nucleotides long. RefSeq lists its product as uncharacterized. Lineage: Eukaryota; Fungi; Ascomycota; Leotiomycetes; Thelebolales; Thelebolaceae. Bases 806 to 2734 code for a protein of 642 amino acids. The transcript is spliced from 5 exons. The record is from RefSeq and is a predicted model, not a curated record. Gene Ontology annotation, molecular function: monooxygenase activity; oxidoreductase activity, acting on paired donors, with incorporation or reduction of molecular oxygen; heme binding.